Messenger RNA from Sapajus apella (tufted capuchin), 7703 nucleotides. RefSeq names its product exportin 7 (gene XPO7). Gene Ontology annotation, cellular component: nuclear pore; cytoplasm. Gene Ontology annotation, molecular function: nuclear export signal receptor activity; small GTPase binding. The transcript is spliced from 28 exons. Gene Ontology annotation, biological process: protein export from nucleus. The record is from RefSeq and is a predicted model, not a curated record. NCBI's taxonomy places the organism in Eukaryota, Metazoa, Chordata, Mammalia, Primates, Cebidae. Bases 2898 to 6191 code for a protein of 1097 amino acids.
AAUUCUUUUUAUAUUUGUGGCGUUUGAAUUGUGAUAAUUCAGCUACAAUUGGUAAAUCUACUCUAAGUUCAUUAGAACGUCUCUGGAUUGUGCCUACACUUUGUAAUAUGAUGGCAGCUUCUCAUCUCAGGUGGCCGGGUGGCAGUCAGGUUAAGAAUGUGCUCCUCAGAACACCUGCAGAUCUGAUUGGUCACCGAAGGAUUAUGCUUGUGUCUAGUUCAUUAUUCAGUUUUAUUGGGAAUGUCACUGAGUUUUUACUAAAAGCAUGAAUCCUAGUCUCUGAUUGGAAAUCUCCGUGUGGAUUUUUUUAAGCAGUAAGGCUAAUUUAAAAGUAUAACCAUUGGUCUAUUUAAAGAGCAAUAUUAUACAAAUAAAGUAAAAUCUGAGGUAUUCUGCUUUCUGGAGUAGUAUAAUGUCUAAUGUGCAAACAGAAUCUUUAUUUUCCCCUAAUCUGGUGGCAGCUUGUCAGGCAAAUCAUUAUAUUCUAAGGUCUGUAAUCUCAACAGAUCUCGUCUUAUAUUGAAAUAAGAAUAACUGAGCUGCAUUUUCUCUACCCAAGUUGAAUAAACUAUACAAUACUGGUGUUGCUAGAUAUUAAAGAAGAUGCAUUCUUUUAAUACCUUCAUUGUAAUUAUGUUGGUGAAAUCGGUCUGUUUCUAGGUUUGGGAAUUAAUCCUCUUGAGUUUCUUAUACUAAAAACCAGUACUUUGCCAGCUGAAGAUCACCUUCCACUUUUAUAAAGCAUUUCACCAAAUAUCCUUUUCUAUUCCAGCGAGACCAGGCAGAAGUUUCUCCAUGGAGUAUAGGCAAUUUUCAGGAACGGAAAAGAGACAUUCUUCUCUGGAGGAUUUUCUCUGACCAAAGUGGCAUCACAGAAUAGAUAUCCUUAAUGAGAACUGGCAAAUAGGAAAACACUGGACAUAGAUGUUAUCAUGCAAAGGAGUGUGCUGUGGUGUGUUGUUUGCCACCCUUAAUGUGAAGUACUAGUUUUAAUAGCUAAUCAAAUAAUGGUAGGAUAAAUUAUGUUAUGCUAGGGGAAAAAAAAAAGCGAUUCAAAAGAACCUAACCGUCAGAUUUGUUUUGGAAACACUGGUAACCAAAGGAGCAUAAAUGUUAAUGUCUCAGUCUUCUCUCCUUCAUCAGUAGUGUGGGCAAUCCAAAUAAAAUGACCCUGUUUUUCAGAUGUUUCCACUAAUUGUUUGGGAAAACAAAAUUGUUUUCCAUUUGUUCUUCUGGGAACAAAAAAUGGAGCUGUCUUUCUUCAAACUGUGUAAAUGGUCAAAUUGCGUUUUUGUUUUUUAAACAGUCUUGUUUCCUGAGCUGAGAACUCAUUACCAGACUUACCCUGCAGUAUGUUUUGUCUGCUAAAUUAAAGCAAAUCAAAACAAAACAACAACAAAAAGCCUGCUAUAACCUGCGUUUAGGUUUUUAGCAGUAAGGAACUACCUGUGACAGAUGCUUAGCCAUUGUCAUGUGAACAACUUUGUUGUAAUAAACAUAAACAGGAGUUGCAGUGGGGGAACCAUGGGAACUGAUUGAUCAGACUUUAAGGAGAGUCAUUUACCAUAAGCACCAGGACUGUUUAGGGAGUGUCUGCUCAGGAUGUUGAAAAGCUUUAAGUGUGUGAUGGCUGUGAACGUUCAGAGGGUGCUGCGACUCCCUAGUACCUGAUGCCAGGUUUUAUAGCAGCUUACAUUUUAGUUACAGUGGCUUUCCCUUGAUGUCUCUCUUGUUACCUAUUUUCCUAAAUAAUUUUUUUCUUUUAAGGGAAUCAUCAUAUAGGAGUGGGGAAAAACAGACUUCAAUGUUGAAACAAAGUUUUGUGAAGGAGAUUUAAUGCCUUGCUUAGGAAUAUGAGUGGUUAUAAUUAAUUCAGUGUUCAAUAGGGUCUUGAGCAGUGCUGCCAAGGAUAAAAAUGACUUUUGCAUGUAUUUUAUGGAAUGUGUGUAAUUAGCCUUAUCUUCUACUUGUGUUCGUAACCCAUGUGAAUAAACUCCAGUACUACUUGUAGAACUUUAUUGCUUGACAUCUGACUUUGCAAUUGCAGUUUUCUCUGUGCUUUUGAAUUGAAGAAUAUUUUAAGCAGAAUCCCUGGAAGUCAGAGAGAAAAAAGUUAAACAUAAGCCUAAUCAAAAUCCCAAGAUGAUUUGGAAGAUGGUUUGUUUUGUUUUCAGGGCAAGGUUUUUUUGUUCUUUCAGCUCUCUGAAGUGAGACUGAUGAUCUUAGGGUGUCAAUAUUCAUCGUUCUUGUUUCCUUGACUGUGGGAAAUUUAUUAAUCAGGUUGAGUAAAAUAUGAAUUCUGCCCUGAGGGCUUUCCUACAUAGUGGAAAAGCUGUGAUUUAUAAAGACACGGUGUAAUGAACUAAAGUGAUAAUGAAAAGCCUUGGGCAGACUUGCUGUGUAAUAUAUUUUAGGCAAUUUACACAGGUUAGUUUGUUUAAUUAUUUUUGUUCUUGUCAGAAUUGUCCUUUCUAAUAGUAGGAUCCCUCAAACUGCACUUGCUGCUGGUGAAAGUAGGCUCCAAUUUUUUCUUAAAGUCCAAACCAUUCCUUUAAAGGUUAACAGAUGUUUACUCUCCACUUAAGUCACUGAAAGGUGAUAUUUAAGUAUAGUCUUAACUAGUUACUUUCCUCUUUGCCUUUAAACACUGCAUUAAGUGCAAGUAUAUAUGCAUCCCUGUGGGGCUUUGACCAAAGCACACACCCAUACCCCUUCCUGCCUCCCUGGAACUGGUUCAAGAUUUGGAAAGAAGAGUUUGCUUGUGGGUGUUUCCCUUGUCUUAUCUCUGAGUGAGCAUAUGCCAGGGUUGAAUUUAUUUUGACCCUUUCAUUUUAAAUUUGGAACCGAAGUAAAAGUUUAAAGUGCAACAGGAGAAGAGAGUCUGCUGAACUUUAGACAUGAGGGAUCCAGGGAGGAAGAGCCUGGCCCAACUAGAGAAUCUGUGCAAACAGCUGUAUGAAACCACAGAUACAACCACUCGACUCCAGGCAGAGAAAGCCUUGGUUGAAUUUACCAACAGCCCUGAUUGCCUGAGCAAGUGCCAGCUACUCCUCGAAAGAGGAAGUUCCUCUUACUCCCAGUUACUGGCAGCUACAUGCCUUACCAAGCUUGUAUCACGCACAAACAACCCCCUACCAUUGGAACAGCGAAUAGAUAUCCGGAAUUAUGUGCUCAAUUACCUUGCCACUCGGCCAAAGUUGGCUACUUUCGUGACACAAGCACUUAUUCAGUUAUAUGCCAGAAUCACAAAACUGGGCUGGUUUGACUGUCAGAAGGAUGACUAUGUCUUCAGAAAUGCAAUCACAGACGUCACAAGGUUUUUACAGGAUAGUGUUGAAUACUGCAUCAUUGGCGUCACAAUUUUAUCUCAGCUAACCAAUGAAAUUAAUCAAGUAAGUGCUACAGCCUUCCUCAUUGAAGCAGACACCACUCAUCCUUUAACCAAGCACAGAAAAAUAGCCUCCUCUUUUCGCGAUUCAUCAUUAUUUGAUAUCUUCACACUUUCCUGCAACUUACUAAAACAGGCUUCAGGAAAGAAUCUAAACUUGAAUGAUGAAAGUCAGCAUGGCUUGCUCAUGCAAUUGCUCAAGCUCACUCAUAACUGCCUCAACUUUGACUUCAUCGGCACUUCAACUGAUGAGUCCUCAGAUGACCUGUGUACAGUGCAGAUUCCCACCAGCUGGAGAUCAGCAUUCUUAGAUUCUUCAACUCUGCAGCUGUUUUUUGACCUGUAUCAUUCCAUCCCUCCUUCAUUUUCACCUCUGGUAUUAUCCUGCUUGGUACAGAUCGCCUCAGUCAGAAGAUCCCUGUUUAACAACGCAGAGAGGGCCAAGUUUCUCUCUCAUCUUGUAGAUGGUGUUAAACGAAUCCUGGAAAAUCCACAGAGCUUGUCAGACCCAAACAAUUACCAUGAGUUUUGCAGACUACUGGCCCGAUUGAAGAGUAACUAUCAAUUGGGAGAAUUGGUAAAGGUGGAAAACUACCCUGAAGUCAUCCGAUUGAUAGCCAACUUCACAGUGACCAGCCUACAGCACUGGGAAUUUGCCCCAAAUAGUGUGCACUAUCUUCUGAGCCUGUGGCAGCGGCUAGCAGCCUCUGUGCCAUAUGUCAAAGCCACAGAGCCUCACAUGCUGGAAACUUACACUCCUGAGGUCACCAAAGCCUACAUCACAUCCCGGUUGGAAUCUGUGCACAUCAUACUGAGAGAUGGCCUGGAAGAUCCCCUGGAGGAUACGGGACUGGUCCAGCAGCAGUUGGACCAACUGUCCACCAUUGGGCGUUGUGAGUACGAGAAGACGUGUGCGCUCCUCGUGCAGUUGUUUGACCAGUCGGCCCAGUCCUACCAGGAGCUGCUACAGAGCGCCAGCGCAAGCCCAAUGGACAUUGCAGUGCAGGAGGGAAGGCUGACAUGGUUGGUUUACAUUAUUGGAGCAGUGAUCGGUGGCCGGGUUUCUUUUGCCAGCACUGAUGAGCAAGACGCCAUGGAUGGUGAGCUUGUCUGUCGGGUGCUCCAGCUGAUGAACCUAACAGAUUCUCGUCUGGCCCAGGCGGGUAAUGAGAAGCUAGAGUUGGCCAUGCUGAGCUUUUUUGAACAGUUUCGUAAGAUCUACAUUGGGGACCAAGUGCAGAAAUCCUCUAAGCUCUACCGCCGACUCUCAGAAGUUCUGGGCUUGAAUGAUGAGACCAUGGUCCUAAGUGUCUUCAUAGGAAAAAUCAUUACCAACUUGAAGUACUGGGGCCGUUGUGAACCAAUCACCUCCAAGACACUACAGCUUCUCAAUGACCUCUCCAUUGGGUACAGUAGUGUAAGGAAGCUAGUGAAGCUUAGUGCGGUACAGUUCAUGCUGAACAAUCACACGAGCGAGCACUUUUCAUUUUUGGGUAUUAACAAUCAGUCCAACCUGACAGACAUGCGGUGUCGGACUACCUUCUACACAGCACUUGGGCGUCUCCUCAUGGUGGAUUUAGGAGAGGAUGAAGAUCAGUAUGAGCAGUUCAUGCUGCCACUCACAGCAGCAUUUGAGGCUGUGGCCCAGAUGUUUAGCACCAAUAGUUUCAAUGAGCAGGAGGCAAAGCGAACUCUAGUUGGCCUAGUAAGAGACCUGAGAGGGAUCGCUUUUGCUUUCAAUGCCAAGACCAGCUUCAUGAUGCUCUUUGAAUGGAUAUAUCCAUCCUACAUGCCAAUUCUCCAACGGGCAAUUGAGCUCUGGUACCAUGAUCCAGCCUGUACCACACCUGUACUCAAGCUGAUGGCUGAAUUAGUUCAUAAUAGAUCCCAGCGACUCCAGUUUGAUGUCUCUUCCCCCAAUGGCAUCUUACUCUUCCGAGAAACCAGCAAGAUGAUAACAAUGUAUGGCAAUCGCAUCCUGACACUAGGAGAGGUCCCAAAGGAUCAGGUCUAUGCUCUGAAGCUCAAGGGCAUAUCCAUCUGCUUCUCCAUGCUGAAGGCUGCUCUCAGUGGGAGUUACGUCAAUUUCGGAGUCUUUCGUCUCUAUGGAGACGAUGCCCUGGACAAUGCUUUGCAGACCUUCAUCAAGCUGCUCCUCUCUAUUCCCCACAGUGAUCUCUUGGAUUACCCCAAGCUCAGCCAGUCUUAUUAUUCACUACUGGAAGUCCUGACCCAGGACCAUAUGAACUUUAUUGCAAGCCUGGAACCUCAUGUCAUCAUGUAUAUUCUCUCUUCCAUUUCUGAAGGACUUACUGCUCUUGACACCAUGGUAUGCACAGGCUGCUGCUCCUGCCUGGACCACAUAGUGACAUACCUCUUCAAGCAGCUGUCACGUAGCACCAAGAAGAGGACCACACCCCUGAACCAGGAGAGCGACCGCUUUCUGCACAUCAUGCAGCAGCAUCCAGAGAUGAUCCAACAGAUGCUGUCCACGGUGCUGAACAUCAUCAUCUUUGAAGACUGUAGGAACCAGUGGUCUAUGUCCCGACCCCUACUUGGCUUGAUAUUACUUAAUGAAAAGUAUUUUUCUGACCUAAGGAACAGUAUCGUGAACAGCCAGCCACCAGAGAAGCAGCAGGCCAUGCAUCUGUGUUUUGAGAACUUGAUGGAAGGCAUCGAACGAAAUCUUCUUACAAAAAACAGAGACAGGUUCACCCAGAACCUGUCAGCAUUCCGUCGAGAAGUCAACGACUCGAUGAAGAAUUCCACUUAUGGCGUGAAUAGCAAUGACAUGAUGAGCUGACACCUCCUUGGACUCUACCUGUACAGAGCAGCGUCCCUUUGGUUUGGCCCAGAGGGGCGAACAAUUGCAAGGGAGAGGGCCUGGCUGAUCCUGGCUCCUUCCUCCAGGGGUGUGGGGAAAAUGGCAAAGGUCAACUAGCUACUUCCCCAGGGAAUAGGGGUGUGAGUGCACUCAUUGGGGGGGGCAGGGCGCUGCUGGUUCCUGGGGGACUGGGUGGGAAGGGUGGUGGGAGGAGAUAAGAAACACAAACUGAGACUCCAGCCCCUCCUCCUGGGGCCACCCAAGUGGGGAGAACCCCUAGUGUCCUGCCACAACCUGCCUUGUAUAAACAUGUACAUUUUUUCAUAACAUUUUGAACAAGGUUUAUAUUGACUCAAGUUUAAAAACAAAAAGUGUGACUGAAAAAUUUUUACAGAGUCUAGUGCACCAAUGCUGAUGUGAGGGGUUGUGUAUGCGAGUGAAGAAAAUGUGUAUUCUGGUGGCCUGAAGCUUUACUGGACAAGGAUGUGUGAGAGUGCAGAGAUAUAUUUAGUGACACAGUAGAGAGGCAAAAAAAAAAAAAAAGAAAAAAAAAGCUAAAAUUCCAAAUGUAUAUUUUUUCGUAUUGCCCUGUCCUCACCCAGAAAUGAUCACUUCCUGUUACUGUAUUAACCCUUGUUAUUAGGAACUCUAAGCCAUGCCAGAACACCGUCCCUCCCCUUGGACCGUAUAGGUUCUGCCCUGGGUCCCUGGCCCCUUGCAGUGACAAAUAACUCCAGCUAAAAGUGUUUGGUGUUCUUAUCCCCAUCCUCUUUCCCACUUUGCUUACCUUCAUCCUCAGACAGAUGCCUCUUGCUUUUAAAAGUUGGAUUUAACGACAUGUUGUAGGGUUCUUGGUCUCUGUGAAGAUAGAGGCCAGAGAGAAGGAAGUGAGCCCACUGCUCUCCUAUGGGGCAAUGUGGGUGAGUCCACCAGAGGCCCUGCUGUGUGUGGCCAAUAAAUUUCAGUCUUCCCCAGCCCUCGAGGCAGUGUGUGUGGAUGUAUGCGUGUGGAUAUUUAUAUAUGUACCCUGCACUCAUGAAUGUAUGAACUGGAGGAAGUUACUACAGUGGAGGGGUUCUUAAUAACAAGGUCUACCUAGCAUGAAGUAUUUAACAUUCUCCCACUCCUUAAAAAUAUACAUUUUUAUAAAAUGAAAACCAUAAUAAAUGUUUUGAAUAUUAAAAAAAUUAACCUACAGAAGAAAAUUAAUGGAGAAAGCUAUUUGCCUUGUACUUUUUCCACAAUUAUUGCUGCUAGUUGUACACAUCUCUAGUUCAGCUCUUGCCCACGGGACACUCAUCAAUUAGGUUUUAUUUUUAUUUCUCUCCUCUACCCCCAGAAACAAGCCUGUUAAUUUUUUUCCCUUCUCCUCUGGCGACUGUGUGAUGAAUCCUUUCUUGCGUGAUCAGGUUGCGGAUAGACUUGUAAGGGUGUUUGCUGCAUACAGUGUAAGCAUUGUGACCGCCAAUAAACUUCAAUGGUUUCUACUGA